This is a messenger RNA of Styela clava, 1195 nucleotides long. NCBI's taxonomy places the organism in Eukaryota, Metazoa, Chordata, Ascidiacea, Stolidobranchia, Styelidae. The record is from RefSeq and is a predicted model, not a curated record.
AUUUUAUUUUUCUCUUUGUAGUGGACAAAUCUAAAAUGAAGCUUGAGAUUAAAUGUGAUAAAACCAAUCGCAUAUGGAAGGUUUUCCAGCGACUCGACAGAUUGAGAAAAGAUAAAGAUCGUUGUGAUGUUCUAUUCAAGGUUGGAUCUGAUGAAUCCUGGCUCAUAAGAAUGGGUUGUCUGCGAACUCGGAUUAUUUUGAUAAGAUGUUUGCGCAUGACACGAAGGAAAAUCAAUCAGGAAUAUGUGAAAUGAAAGAAGUUGAUGCAUUUUGUGUUAAAAAAUGUGUUGACUACAUGUACAGCUGUGAAAUUGCGGCUCCAUUUGAAAAACUUGGUGAUUUAUUGCAUGUUGCCACAUUAUUGCAACUUGAUGAAGUUUGUAGCGGAAUCGUGGAACUUCUUGAAACAAAUCUGAGUCCAGAAUCAGUAUUUGAAACCAGAAAAGUUUCCAAAAUUUUCAGUCUGACAAAUCUUGAAGAAAUAUGCAACCAAUUCAUUUUGAAUAAAUUUGAAGAAAUCUCAAAGGUCGAUGAUUUUGGUUUGCUUGUUAAAAAGGAAGUUGUGAACAUGAUAAAAUCAGAAGAAUUAAAAGUUUCAGAGGAUGUGAAGCUCAAUGCUGUAUUCAACUGGAUUAAGUUUGAUUCCAGAAGUCGUAAAAAAUUUGCAGACGAUCUGAUUGGAUUGGUUGAUUUAUCCAAACUGUCUUUUGGGUAUCGGAGAUAUGUCAUCGCCAAUGAAGACAUUGUCAGAAAAAAUGCUGAUCGUCAGUUCAAAUUCAGCAUGUCCGUUAUGGACUCCAUGAAUAUUACGCCAUCGAGCGUUGCUGAAAAUACGGGCAAAGAAGUCAUUGUUGUUUUUGAUAAAAAAUCUGGCCACCUUUAUGUUCAAUAUUUUGGGGUUUUGAGCCAUGCUCUACAAGAUGGUGGUCUUGAAAUCCUGAAUUUCUCAAUAAUAAAAAUUUUAGCUGGACUUAGGAAUGCUAUAAUUUUAGAGGUGUUGAGAACAGGCCUAUGUCCAAUAUGAUGGACUUAGGCCCUUUCAGCCCCACAUAUUUACUGUCAAAAUGAACAUAGGCCCAUUCUAUGCCAAAGUUUAGAAUCAAGUAGUCCCAAAGAACAUGAAAAAAUAAAUAUGAUUGGCUGAAACAAAUUAUUCAUUGUGAUGAAGACAACUGAUAAAGCAUAUUGCAGUUAU